UUUAUGAAUAAGACGUGAUUAAUACGGCCAAUUCAAAAUUUUUUCCAUAGUAGAGAGAUUAUAGAAUACAGCGGAAGCCAAAGAGCAUUUGAUAUCAGUUGACAGUACUCCAUUUGCCAUCAAUUUCCUGUUUUCUUUUUACUGAGUGACUUGUUUUGGAAUUGAUUUCAGAUCAAAACAAAUAGAAAAAAGCUUAUAGAGAGAAAGUUAAUAGCACAAGAAACAACGACUUUUUUUUCGAAUAUGGAGAAACCAGAGACAGCCGAUGGUACGCUCAUCAUCAUUGUGUGUCGUGCCAAACAUCUUCCAAACCGUAGGAAGAUGGAUAAACAAUCUCCAUAUGUCACUAUGAGAAUGGGGCCAGUUGCAAAUAAGACUCCAUCACAUUUCAGAGCAGGUCAGACUCCAGAAUGGACACAUGAAGUGAGGUUUCAGCUUACACGAGAACGGAAACCGCUUAUGAAGUUGGAUGUUCUAGACGAAACGAAAGAUGAACCAACGCCCAUUGGAGCGGUUGAAAUAGAUUGUAGUGAGGUAUUCAAUACACCAGAACAUCGAGUAGAAGGUAAAUACAUUUAUGAUCGUUGGUACGAGCUUACAUUUGCUGGGAAGCGAGCUGGGUUGAUCUAUCUUGAAAUGACUUUUUACCCCAGUGCACCGGUCAUACCGCCCAAAUUACCUUCUCAACCCAUUGGUAGUUGGCUGGGGAACCAAGAACCACACGAGACAGCAGUUGCAGCACCCGCUCAAGAUGAAAUAUAUCAAAAUAUUUCCCCAACGCAUCAUCAUCAUAUCCAUGAACAAGAAUUAAUGCAAAAAAAUAGCGCCGAUGAAGUUUUUGUCAAUGAAUCUCCUCUGAAUAGACGUCAUCAUAAAAAGAAAUCAUCUUAUAGUACAGAAGAAAUUGGUAAUGACGACCAAGGACAUAUGGCCAAGUUAAAGAAACUUAAGGCAAAAUUGACCACCAAGAAACCAAUUGGUACAUUAUUUAAUGAGGGAGAACAAGAUUAUGAGAUGAAAUCUUCUCCUAAAAUACCAAAAGAACUGAAACGUUCAAGGAAAUUCUAUCAACUCCCGGAAAGAUCUGGAGCAAAUCCUCUAAGUGUUGAAUUAGAUGAUGAAGAUUAUGAGAAUUUACAACAAGAGCUUGCACCAAAUCCACCUCCACAUUUAUCUGGACAUUCAUAUUCCAGUCAGGGAACUGGUUAUAACUCAUCUGGGGCCUAUACAUCAGUGGUGGACUCACCUCCACCAACUCCUAUGAAAGAUGCAAGAUAUACUUCACCAACAAGACAAUCUCCACCAAAAAAGUAUUCAUCCCAUUCUGCCAGUAGUAGUCUUAGUAGGAAACCACCACCACCAUUAAGUGAUUCAACCUCGAGUUCAAUGCUCUCAGCAAGUUUACAAAAAUUAAAUUUUGGAGGAAUUUCAACUACAUCUAUCCCAUUCUCAGCUGAUACCAUUGGACUUGAAGAUGAUGAAGAUGGAAAUAAUGGAUAUUCAAGAAGUGAUGGACUCCCUACUCAAGUGUAUAUGUUUGAUAAACCUGUUAAAUCACUUUCACAUUCAGGGACUAUCAAUCCAGUGGGUAAGAAGAAUGUGAACAAUAAGUAUGAUGCACCACAUGCCGAUGAAUUGGAUCCAAAAUAUUAUGCUCCAACUCCAACUGAACAUCUUUCCAAGACUUUAAGACUUCAACAUGGGAAUAUAAAAAAAAAUGAUGUACUGAUUGAUCUUCGUACGGAAACCACUGGAUAUUUGGGAGAUGGAGAAUGGAAACAUGAUAAGUUUUCACCAUCAGUGUUUGAUAGAAUGCCAAAUAAUUUAUCUUCAGAUAAUAGAAAACCAUCAGUACCUCCAAAGAUUCCAAAGGGAUUACUGGAAUUGGAGUAUUAUGUAUUAGAGAAGGAAAAUUUUCUAAAGGAUAUUAAUGGGAGACGAAGUUAAGAAAGAUAUAGAAAAGAGAGGGAAAACGGGAAGUAAAUUUCCAUGAAUGCCCUGCAAGGAAUGACGGACAUGUACUAUGUAAUUUCUCAGUACCAAACCUGGUGCCGAUGUCCAGUUAUAUGGCGAUAAGCCUUUUGUUUCUUUUUUUUUUUUCUUUGGUGGGAAUAAUUUAUUUACAAAUGAAAGUCAUUAAUAGGUAUGUAAUUGAGAA
This is a messenger RNA of [Candida] anglica, 2158 nucleotides long. Lineage: Eukaryota; Fungi; Ascomycota; Pichiomycetes; Serinales; Debaryomycetaceae. The record is from the annotation of a GenBank genome assembly.